GUCGCUUUUCUCUUUGAUUUGCCCAAAACAGAGCAACAGUUUAUCUCAGCUUUUCUGAAAAAUCUGUGAAAAUCUUAUGAUUCAGUUGCUAUUGGACUGUUUGCUGUGACAAUCGUGUGUGUAACUUCUUUGUUUUGUAAACAUAAAAAUGGUAAACGAACUCAACAAACCGCCUUCACAGGAAAAUCUAGCGCUUGGCGAGCGCCUGCUCGAUUCGCAGCGGCAAUUGCAAGAGAUGCAAGAGGAACACCGACAAUUGCUACAAGAAAUGGAAGCACUACGACAACGUGCCGCCGCGUUGAGCCGUUUGAAUGAGCAACAAUUCAGUCACGUCGGCGAUCAACGCCGCGAGGAGGCACCGACACUUGACACACACGCAGAUAAUACUACACAACAGCAGCGCGAUAAUACGCCAUUAGACGCUACGGUGUUUGAGGAGCAGGGAGACGCUACCACAGCCAGCUCACCAAAUGAUGCCGUCGAACAAAGCGCCAAUUUAAAUACAGACACCAAUCAAACAAAGAAUUCGCCAGAUAACGACGAGAAUGACGAUGAUCCCGAAACGGCGGCGUAUUUGCAGAAGAAGUUGGCAGAAAUUGCACAAUUGAAAGCGCGUUUUAAGCAUGUACAGAACAUUAUGAACACCACUGAAAAGAUAGAGGAGCACAUAGCCACGAAAGGUGUUCCGAAGAGCGGCGCUGCCAUAACCGCAUUGGAGAGUUCACUGGAUAAAUUAAUUAUUAACGAUAGCUUCACCGAAGUGCAAUCGCCAUGUGUGACUAGCACAACGACUAUUCCGGCAAAUAGUACUAAGCUAAAUGAAGACGAUACUAAUAUAGAAAAUGAAGUGAAAAAAUACGAAAAUACAACGAACGAUGAGGAGCAAACUAUUAAUUCAUAUGCUCCAACACAAGUAGCUAACGAGGAGCUGCUCUCAGCUAUGAUGAAUAUGUUUAGUGAUUUUACAGCAGAUUUACGUAGUCAGGCGGAUGAUUUGCGUGCCGAACGUGAUCGUUUGCGUGCGCUCAAGGAAGAUCUGUUGCGUAGGAAGCGUCAGUCAUAAAAUUUUUCAAAGAAAUUGUAUCAUCUUUAAAGAAAAAACAUUAUUUCAUUGCUGACGUAUAUAAUACAUACUUGAGUACGGAUUUGCUAAAUCCAGACAAACAUACAUUAGUUACAAAUGUUAAAGCUAUAUUUAUACUCCAAGUAUAUAUGUAUAUUAAAUUAUUUUAAUUAAUAAAAAUUGUUUACAGUAUGUUAAUACAAAAUAA
This is a messenger RNA of Zeugodacus cucurbitae (melon fly), 1271 nucleotides long. RefSeq lists its product as uncharacterized. NCBI's taxonomy places the organism in Eukaryota, Metazoa, Arthropoda, Insecta, Diptera, Tephritidae. Bases 149 to 1063 code for a protein of 304 amino acids. The transcript has 3 exons. The record is from RefSeq and is a predicted model, not a curated record.